Molecule: messenger RNA, 2068 nt
Organism: Olea europaea var. sylvestris
Lineage: Eukaryota; Viridiplantae; Streptophyta; Magnoliopsida; Lamiales; Oleaceae
Product: RNA-binding protein 38-like
Exons: 8
Coding region: 662-1513 (283 amino acids)
Molecular function (GO): RNA binding
Source: RefSeq, a predicted model, not a curated record
UUCACACUGUGAGGAGGAGGAAUGAUGACUGUAUUUCCAGAUCAUCUUUCUCCAUCGCCACCACCCUCUCCCUCUCUCAAAAAUCAAAUUUCAAACGUAAAUCCCUCAAUUCCAUAGUUAACUAAUUCCAUGUAUAUAUUACAUAGCAUUUUUUGUUACGGAUUAAUUCUUCAUCGUCAAAGGAAAAAAACCAACAAUUUCGUCCAAUGAUUCGUCUUUUCCCCACCACCCCAUGUAGUCCAUACAUGUUCUUAUUCUGUUCUCUUAAACUUCUGUCAGAACCCACUUCCCUUUUUUUGUCCUACUUCUACUCCCUUUCCACCUCAAUUCUUGGAUUUUCUUUUGCUCCUUGAAUCUCCUUUUUCACAGUUUAGGUGCUAUGUUCUUGAUCUUUAUGCCGCGUCGUCUAUUUCAAACUCAUAUUUCUCCUCUUCAUCCGAAUUUUCAUGUAUAAAUAGUUAAAAUAAUAAUAAUAAUGCCCUUUUCACUCUCUUUGGUUUUCUUUUUCUAGGUUUUUCCUGUUAUAAUGAUAUUUUCUCUUCAUUGUAUCAACUUCAGUACCACUUAUAUUGCUAUCGCUUUUAUAAUUAAUUAAACCCCCUUUCUUUGACACUCAAUUUCCCCACAAAAAGUCUGGUUAAAUUUGAGCAAUUUCAGUGAUAUGGCUUAUCAACAGCAUCCGCCGCUCCCGGGUCCAAACUCAGGUUCGGGUCCGGGGGGACUUCUGUACAUGAAUUCUCCAUAUGUGGAUACCACUCUCACUAAGGUUUUUGUUGGAGGAUUAGCCUGGGAAACGCAAAGUGAGAUUUUGAGGCAGCAUUUUGAGCAGUUUGGGGAGAUUCUUGAAGCCGUAGUCAUUACUGAUAAGAACACAGGCCGAUCCAAAGGAUACGGUUUUGUGACUUUCUGGGACCCCGAGUCAGCUAGAAGAGCAUGUGCUGAUCCAACUCCAAUCAUUGAUGGAAGGCGAGCAAAUUGUAAUUUGGCCUCCCUGGGGCGACCUCGGCCAGCACUUCCUUUUGGACGGUUCAGAUCACCAGCACCUUACCUUGGAGGUCAACCAGCUGCUAGGGGUACUUAUAUAGGAAAUUUUGGCUACCAACAGCCGGUUACAUAUGGCUACCAACAAGGCUUGGUGUAUUCUCCCUACGGGUAUGCUGCAUACAGUCCAGAAUAUUCUUAUCAUCAGGGUGUUUAUAAUCCUUAUGGAAGUCAGCAUUACCUUCACAUAUAUGGUGUACCUAGAACAGUCAACACAAGUACGCAUCCUUACAGCCAGUUGAGCCCAGGAAGUCAUAGUUAUUCGGCAUUGCCAGGAUAUGCAAUGACUGGGAACCAGAUCAUGCAGUUUGGUGGGACCAGUGUCAAUGCAGUGACAACUACAUCUGUUCCAACUAUUCCAACACCAUUCCCUGGUGUCCCAGCACAUAUUCCACCGCAAUCUCAGUUCAUGCUACCUGCUCAUUCUCCUCAAUUCAUGCAAGGUAGCGGUCCUGACCCAAAUUCUGGUUGAGGUCUUGAUCUAGACUGCAGCGGGACUAAGAACAGCAGUACUGCUACUUGAGUGGUGGGCUUCAAAUCUAGCCUUGCAAAUUAUUCAUUUUGCAUUCUAGAGGUCUUGCAUUGUCAUGCUCACCAGAGAAGUCAAUGUCUGAGAGAGGAAAUGGAACGUGUGAAUGGCACUUCAUUCACUUCACUGUAUCUAAAUUCUCAUACUCUGCUGGUCUAAUGGAUGACCGGCAAAGAUUCAGAGACUAAUGGUGGCCAGAAUUGUUUUCUGGCACCCAUGUCCCAUGUAAAAAGGCCAUUGUAGAAUCAACAUAUGAUUCUUUUGGAGACCAAUUCCCCGCAUUUUGGGUGUGUAGAUAAUCUCUGGUCUGUGUGUUGCAUCCUAUAUUUUAUUUGAAAAGUUGGGUCAGCAUUUUCUGCAUUACAGUUUUUGGGCUUUUAUUGGAUUCUAAUACUGUAAUAUGGAUUAUUUUAGAGCUUGGGUUCAAAUUAUGAAAGAAGCUCUAGGUUUAUAUAGAAAGAGUACUCUUUCUAUUGUGCACAAUCUAGAAUACAUGUA